CGAGAGGGCAUGCAGUGAACUCCUCACACGUUCCGUCUCUCUCCUCUCUUCGGUCUCUUCUUCUACGACGCCAUGCUUCUCUUACCUGCAUUGUGGCAGUUGGUGGGAGUACUCGGGAUGAUGGAGGCUGUGUCAGCCGCGAGGCACAGCGUCCUUGUGUCCCGAGGAGGCCGAGCCAUUGCGGACUACGCCAUUGGUUCCUCCAAGCCCCAACUCCUGGAUCGUGACUACCUCUCGCCGACGAGCAGUCAUGGCUUCGCAUUCGGGAAGGACUUGGACAGCCGCCGACGCUUCCCAGGCUCCUUCAUCGAGAACUUCAACUACGAUUUCUCCAACAUCCUCGACGAAGAUGUAUCGGCGCUUGAACCGAGUCCGGUGUCAGGGCCAGGCGUCCGGGCGAGCCCAGGGGUCCCGGCCCACAUCGCCCGCCACUUCACGCCCCCAGAGGUCCUGCCGCCCUCGUUCGACGUCGACCCCGACCCGUAUUACGAGCCGUACGACCCUGCGAUCAUCGGGUCCCUGCUGCAGAGCGGCCCGUCGUUCGAGAGGCUGGACCACGAGGGACUCAUACGGAGACACACGAAACGCAGGGCCGAGAACGGGCUUCCACCGAUUCUCCUCGGCUCCAUUCGGCCCGGCUUCCCCUUCUUCAGACGCUUUUACUGAAUUAAUUAAAAUUAAAAAUUGAAAGAACGAUUUCGAGCUCUGGGACGUGCGCAGUAUUCGCGUGCACGGUGUGUGUGUCUCUUCCUUCUCCGCGUCGAUUCGUUCGAGUUGCUCCGGCGGACGUGACCGUGCCGCGAAGACGCUCAAACGAAGCCAUAAGUGACGCAAUCGAACUCCCAAGAUCACGAAGAACCUCGAUGGAGAAACACCCCCGAAAUAUGCAUGCCUUUUCUCUCUCUCUCUCUCUCUCUUCUUCGCGCUCUUCCUCAGACUGAAUUUUUGUAUUUUUAUUUUUAAAAUACUGCCAAGUCUUUCAUGCUGCCAUCAAUAAAAGCAGAAUUUUUUUUUUGAAAAUA
This is a messenger RNA of Darwinula stevensoni, 1022 nucleotides long. The record is from the annotation of a GenBank genome assembly. NCBI's taxonomy places the organism in Eukaryota, Metazoa, Arthropoda, Ostracoda, Podocopida, Darwinulidae.